UUUUAUCGAAACUUGUUUAGGUGCUCCCAAAAAGGUUAGAGGUCAUACCCAAAAGGCCGAAAUAUGGAAAAUGAAUACUACUGAAAGAAUAGAUGUCACAUUUAACGACCAUGGACAACCAGUGGGGGAAGAAGGCAAAGAACUUGUUCAGUAUCUUGGGACACUUGUGAGGAUGGCUGAUCAUGUAUCAAUUGAGUAUUCUGACUGGAGAAAAGUUCCUAUGAAAAAUAAAGAGGAUAUGUAUUCGCUUGUUAAGUCCAAAUUUGCUAUUCAUCCAGUUGAAACAAGUGAGAUUAAAGAAUGGAUAUUCCAAAACAUGGGGAAAAAAUGGAGAACGUGGAAAGGUGUAUUAAAGUCACGUGGAUAUGAUCCAAGCCUUACUAUUGACGAAAUUGUGACGCAACAAACUAAUAAUGACAAUAGAGUGAAUCCAACUCAAUUUAAAGAACUUGUUACUCGUUGGUUCACUCCGAAAUUUCAGACUACAUGCGCUGCAAAAAGAUUGAGUCGCUCAAAGAUGAAGGAGCCUCAUGUAACCGGGACAAAGUCGUUUGCUAGACUUGCUCAUGAAGUGGCAACGAAGAAUGAUGGUGUAUACCCGACCCGAGGAGAAAUGUAUAUAACAACUCGCACUCGUAAAGAUGGAAGUUUUGUUGAUGAUAAAGCAGCUAAUGUUGUGGCUUCACUCAAAGCUAUUGCAAGUGACUCUGCAAGCAAACAUAUAGAUCCGCAUGAUUUUACAAAUGAUGAAUACUCAAAAGUUAAAGGCCCGGAGAAAAGAGGGUAUGUUCGAUUAGUUGGAAGAAUGCCAGCCACAAAAAGUAAAGGUGAUUCUUCGACUAAUUCACAUACUAUUCAUCAGCUUCAGAGUGUUGUGAACGUUAUGAUGAACAUUAUCCAAGAACGUAUCCCCGAUGCAAACUUGCCUACAGUUCUUAGCAAUAUGAACAUACAGGUCCCCCGCGUCGGUUCUUCGGCUCCUAGCAACUCUUUACCUAGUAACGAAUUAUCAUCUUCAAGAAGUGACGAUAUUGAUGACAGAGCUGAAAACAUGUGAAGCCUUGGAGGAAUAGAGAUAACAAGAUUAAUGGAUUGCUUGGCACUAAGUUUUUUUAGAGUAUGAUUCGUAUCGAAAGAACGUUUUGACUUUUGUAGACAUUAAUUUGUUUUCUAACACUUAUAGUAUGUUUUGGAUCGAACUUUUAGUUGAAGUUAUGACAUUAUUAUUUUGCUA
Messenger RNA from Helianthus annuus (common sunflower), 1234 nucleotides. RefSeq lists its product as uncharacterized. The record is from RefSeq and is a predicted model, not a curated record. The transcript is spliced from 6 exons. The coding region runs from base 71 to 1057 and encodes 328 amino acids. NCBI's taxonomy places the organism in Eukaryota, Viridiplantae, Streptophyta, Magnoliopsida, Asterales, Asteraceae.